Molecule: messenger RNA, 285 nt
Organism: Staurois parvus
Lineage: Eukaryota; Metazoa; Chordata; Amphibia; Anura; Ranidae
Source: the annotation of a GenBank genome assembly
GUGAAUAACCUUGUACCAUGUGACCUCUGUGAUCAUUCACAGAUUUCACACGUAGUAAGCAAUGAUGUCAGAAGUGACAUCUUGCUUACUACUCUGCAUGUGAUCACUGAUUGGCCAAUCAGUGAUCACAUGACAAUGGUAAACAAUGGAUGGCUCCCUUUAAUGCCAUCCAUUGUAUACAACUGUGUUGCUAGCUGUGAUUGGUCACAGUGAUCACAUGGUACAGACUGGGGCCAAUUACAGCCCAUCUUUGUCAUAUGAUUAGCUGUGGCUAAUCAUAGCUUA